GCUCUUCUUCUAACUGUUUCUAUAAUUCAUGAAUUAGGAUUAUCUUUUGAUCGUCGAAAGAGAGAUCAUGGUAGUAGAAUUGGUUGUUCAGAUACUUGUGCUACUCGGGGCAUUUAAUAUGCAAACUGUGGCAGCAGGACCAGCCCUGGCGAAAGCCAACUGCCAGGAAACAUGUGGAGGAGUGCAGGUUCCUUUUCCAUUUGGGAUAGGAGGUGGCAGGUGUUUCCUGAACGAUUGGUACGAGAUUUUCUGCCUAAAAAACGGCACUGUCCCUAUGCUGAAGAUGAUCAACUUGGAGGUUCUGAAGAUUUCUCUACCACAUUAUAAAGAUUACAGAUAUAGUCGUGGCACCAUUGAAGUUAGGCUUCCAAUUGUCUAUUCGAACCAGAUUUGUGCCCAUGAGAAUGGAACAACUAGGAUACACCCGAGUUUGGAAGGAAGCCCAUUUGCCUAUUCCACAGAUGAUAACGUCUCCGCAGCAAUUGGUUGCAGCCACCUCGCAGUGAUCAAUAACACUGAUUCGAUCCUCAUGGGAUGCAAAUCCAGAUGCAGGGGAGGGAACUUCAGUAGAUACAGCGAUUGUUCAGGUCACGAGGGUUGCUGCAAGAUGAGAAUCUCCUCCCCAGAGCUUCAGCAAUUCAGCGUCGCCUUCGUGAAAGAAGAUGGAUCAAUAGCCAGGCACAAGGACUGCAACUACGAUUUCCUAGCCAAGAAGUCUUGGUUCCGGCCCAAGUUUACUGAUCUACAUGAGCUGAUAACGGAAGGUUAUGUUCGGGGUGUGCUGGACUGGGGGAUUCCUGGCGAUUCAGAUCUUGCAGUUCAGCUAAAUCGAACCAGUCAAGUUUAUACUCAACGGGAUGCAAACACAUCCUGCUUGAAGGGAUACUCCGAUGAGCUCGCUCUUAGACGGCAGAGUUUCUAUUGCCGUCAUGGGUAUGCGGGUAAUCCCUAUCUGAUGUCAAUGAAUGUGCAGAAUGGGAUCUCAAUUAUUGCCCAGACUUGUGCAUAA
This is a messenger RNA of Punica granatum (pomegranate), 1009 nucleotides long. Lineage: Eukaryota; Viridiplantae; Streptophyta; Magnoliopsida; Myrtales; Lythraceae. The record is from RefSeq and is a predicted model, not a curated record.